Ananas comosus (pineapple) is the source of this 3017-nucleotide messenger RNA. RefSeq lists its product as uncharacterized. The record is from RefSeq and is a predicted model, not a curated record. NCBI's taxonomy places the organism in Eukaryota, Viridiplantae, Streptophyta, Magnoliopsida, Poales, Bromeliaceae.
CUUCCCCCGCGUCAUAUAAUAGGGUUUUCCAAAGCCAUAAAGAAAAAUCAACCAAAACCAAAAAAGACAAAUUAUUAUAAGAGAAACAGAUACAUACUCUCUCUCUCUCUCUCUCUCUCUCUCUCUCCACACACACACACAAACACACACGCACACCAAAUUCUCCUUCUUGCGUUUAAGGUAUCAAAGAGAUAGAGCGAACUUAUUCGCUGUAAUUCCAAUUUCCCUUGGAGUUAUUCCGAGUAUUAGAAUCCGACGACGACGACGACGACGACGACGACGACGAAGCCAUUCGCCGGCGCGUCCCACCCGCCGCUGGAAUUGGGAUAAAGAGUGGGAAUAGCGGAUAAGAAGGCGAAUAAGGGCGCGUCCUUAUUCGGCGUCGUAAGCAAUCCCAAACCCUCGAUCUUGGGUGUCGAACUAACUUGCUAGGGUUUUCUAGGGUUUCCGGUACUUGGUUCUCUCCGGGGGGAGGAGAUCGAUUCCGCGUCCCUGUUUUGGUUGCUAGGGUUUCCGAUGGUGCGCCCUCGAGGGCAUUGAUGCGGGGCGACGAUGGAUGCGUAGAGAGUUUUGUUGUUUAAUCCAUUGAUAGGCUCGGGUGAGUGCACGGUACGUUGAUUUUUUUUUUUUUGGAAUUGGAUUCGGAGUCGUCUUCUUCCGGCCCCCCGGCGACGGGACGGCUCGGUCCGGGGAUGGCCGUGUGAGAGCGCUUGUUCCGAUUCUUCGUUGGCUUAGUUGAUAGGUUGGUUAUGAGGGGGGGAAUAAUUCGAAAAGGAGGAGCUGAUUCUUGUAGAUAGAUAGAUGUUGCUCUUUCCGUCAUGGAGAAAGGCGAGCCCGCAUUCAAGCCAGAGUGGUUGAAAUCGUCCAACGGAAGCACGAGCAGCAAUGCCUCUUCGAACCACCUCACCGGCACUUCUUCCCAUUCGAAUGAACACGGUGCAGGGAUUUCCUCUCGAAACAGACUGCCCGCUGCCGUGGGCGACCGCGACAGGGGUUUGUUAUCCUCCGCCAGACGGAGUUCAAGCUUGAAUGGGAAAUCUAGGGCUUACAGUAGUUUUGGUAGGAGCAACCGCGAUAGAGAGCGGGAAAAGGAUCUUGAUUUGCUUGACAGAGAGAGUAGGUCGGUUCUUCUCGACAAUGGUUACAAUGACCGUUUCGAUUCGUUAAUAGCGAGUAGGUCGGAAAAGGAUAGUUUGAGGCGGUCGCGCUCCAUGGUGUCGGGGAGGCCGGUAGACACGUGGACAAAAACAGUAGGAACUAACUCAAAAAAUGAUGUUCCUUCCAGGGGGACUAUGAGUAAUGCCUCCUUUGAAAAAGACUUUCCAUCCCUUGGUGCCGAAGAGAAGAAUGGACGGCUAGAUGUGGGUAGGGUUUCAUCUCCAGUGCCUAAGAUGGUCGGAUCAAACGGACCCCAAUCUGCACCUACUAAUCAAGUUCCUUCGACCCCAAGCACUUCGACGGGCCUAAAUAUGGCUGAAACAGUAGCACAGGCUCCAUCACGAUCUCGUAAUGCACCUCAGUUAUCAGUUGAGACACAGAGGAUUGAAGAACUAACCAUUAGACAAUGCAAGCAGCUAAUACCAGUGACGCCUUCAACAACUAAAAGUUUGGUGUCGAGCUCUUCGGAUAAGCUGAAAAACAAAGGAGCUAGAGUUGGGGACUCUACUGCUGCUCUUAAGGCUGGACAACAGUUGUCAUCUCAGCCUGUGAGUGCAGUGCCUCGUGCUUCAGUCAAAGCUGAUACUGUAAAGCUGCCUCAAGGGGGAAGCUUUCAAGUCCUCAACCGAGAAAAGAAUGGCAUCUCCCCUACUGCCAAAGAAGGCUCAAGUGUUGGCAAACCUGUGAGCCCUAUUGGCGUACAUCCCUCUGCUUCAGUUCUCUCAUUGAAGAGUCCAACUAACCAAAAACCUAGAGUUGAAGGAAAGGCUUCUGCUUUACCUUCUCCUCAAGGCCCAUUUGGUGAGAAAAGAUCGCAAGCUAAGGAUCGGCAUGAAUUCUUCAACUUCAUACGGAACAAAACAUCAAACAGUUCAGGUGCUGUUCCUGAAGCAGGUGGUGUUUCAUCCUCAUCCAGCUUGGUGAAUUCAGGGAAGCAGAGUGAUUUUUCUGGCGACAAUGGAAAAGAUGCUGAUUCUGUAAAUUUUAAGUGUGUGGAGAAUGGAGAUUGUAGUUCUGAGGUAGCGGAUGGUAGCGAGCAGUCCGAGUGUCUCUUACCUGACAAUGAAGACGCUGAACCUUGUUUGGAGCCUGUUGAUCCAGAAGAAGAAGCCUUCUUACGGUCGCUUGGCUGGGAUCAGAAUGCGGUGGUGGAUGCUCUGACAAAGGAGGAGAUUGAUGCUUUUAACAUGAAGUACAAGGAGCGGAAGAAACCCUCCCAGCCAUCAGAGAAUAUAUCACCAGGAGUGGAAGUCCCGGCAGAACAAUCUGCAGCGAUGUAGCCGGUAUGGAUUGAUUAUCGAGCAUGUUUGGCUUAGGACCUGAAGCAUGAGUUUUGCUAAAUGGUUUCUGCUUUUGGUUACCUACUUUUAACUACCCAAGGUAUUCAUUCCAGUGACAUUCAAUACGGGAUCUGAGAUGUGGAAAGACGGUAGUUCUAGUUUCCUUGCUUGUUAAAAAAGAGAGGAGGAAUUUAGUUUAUAUGCCUGCUUUUGCUGCUGAGGGAAUGGCAAAUGAAAAUAAAAGAUAGAUUCUUCGGUCCUUGAGGCUUCAUCAGCAUGCUCCUUUUUUUGAAGCAUAGGUUGCUUUCAUUUGUUUCUUUUUUUUUUUUUCUUUUUUUUUUCUCAGUUCAUUUUCCUUGUUUCCUUGAGAAAUUAUGAGGAAUUAACAUGGAAGGUAUAUAGGAUUAAUGAAUACUUCUGGUCUGAAAGAAAUUGCAUAGUGAUGAGAGCUUUCAUUUUCUUGUUACUCUGUCCUCAUUGACUCACAGAUAUCCGACGAAAAUACUUCCUAGAAUCAAGGAGUUUACUUUGGGAAAUGCUAGUGUGUACUCCUAUCUUCAAGAUCUUCUAUUCAUAACA